This is a messenger RNA of Diaporthe batatas, 3375 nucleotides long. RefSeq lists its product as uncharacterized. Gene Ontology annotation, molecular function: protein serine/threonine kinase activity; ATP binding. The transcript has 5 exons. The coding region runs from base 1125 to 2279 and encodes 384 amino acids. The record is from RefSeq and is a predicted model, not a curated record. Gene Ontology annotation, biological process: signal transduction; endocytosis; peptidyl-serine phosphorylation. Lineage: Eukaryota; Fungi; Ascomycota; Sordariomycetes; Diaporthales; Diaporthaceae. Gene Ontology annotation, cellular component: cytoplasm; nucleus.
GACGGCUGGUGCUGCCCGAGGUACGAGGCACGAGUCUAACCGCAACGGCCCGUACAGUGCCAAGACGGUGCAGCAGUCCUGACAACCUUAGCUCAUUCCAGGGGUGUUAGGCUGGCUCAUUCCCAUCAUGCUCGGGCUCAGCAGAUCUCCAAACCUGGCCUUAGCUGACCUAGGCAUCGGGGAUCUGGGGCCUGGGGGCCCUGCAACUGGUGCUUGGUGCUGGCUGCCCGACAGAAGCCCAGGGCCAACGGGGCCAGCAGCAGAAGCCCACAAGUCCAGGAUGCCAGGAUACCAGGGUGCCCGAGCCUGAGGUUCCAACGCUGCCAGCCUGCCAGCCCGCCAGCCUGCCAGCAGUGCAACGCCCGCCAACGCACCCGACUGCCAGAGGAACCAGGAACUACUACUAGCAGGUCCUGCUGCAUCCAGCCCGCACAGCCCACAGCCCACCCAAGCCCACCAGCCCACAAGCCCACCCAGGCACUGUCGGUCCGUGUCGCUGCUGUGGUCUGGUCUGGUCUGGUCUCUGGUGGAGGGCCCGCUUAAAACCGAAUCCUUUUCUCAGCCAGCCCUCCCCCCUUCCUCCUGCAUCUUCCCUUUUGAAACUCCCUCUUCCCGCUUCCCUUUUCUCAACCCACCCCGACCGACUGACCAUCUCUCCCCCUUCCCUCAACUCGUCGUCUUGCAUCCAAAGACGGUGGAGAUUUGAGCAGGAAAGACCCCGAUUGAGGUUUUUUCCCUUCUUUGUUGACAUCGUGCAUUGAGGCAUCUUCAGAGCCCGCCUCAUCAGCGUUUCCGCCUCCCGUCUCGUCUCCAUCUCGCUCUCGGUACUGAGCCUGAUCCCUCUGCAACCACUCACUGCGCCCUUCCGAGUCGACCACCGAUCGAUCGCCUCUCCUCGUCAUCCACCGCUCUCCCAUCCCCCCACCACCACCGAACUACUUCUAUUCGCCCUCACUCUCUCCCGGGUGUCACCAUCUGUCUCGAAGCAUUUAUCUAUUCGGUCUGAAAGUGAAUACUCUUUCAGCAACCAAAUCCGAGUCCCAUAGACUCUUUUUACCACCACAAAUAUCAAGUAGCUCCCUUCCUCUUCGUGGGACGGAAGCUCUUUGUCAAUAUCUGACAAGAUGACCACAAUGGAUCUCAGGGUCGGUAACAAGUACCGCAUCGGCCGCAAGAUCGGUUCAGGAUCGUUCGGUGACAUUUACCUGGGCACCAACAUCAUCUCCGGAGAAGAGAUCGCCAUCAAGCUCGAGAGCGUCAAGGCCAAGCACCCCCAGCUCGAAUAUGAGGCUCGUGUCUACAAGUCCCUUGCCGGUGGUGUUGGUAUCCCUUUCGUCCGUUGGUUUGGAACAGAGUGUGACUACAAUGCCAUGGUUCUGGACCUUCUCGGACCCAGUCUGGAGGAUCUCUUCAACUUCUGCAACCGCAAGUUCUCGCUCAAGACCGUCCUCUUGCUGGCCGACCAGCUCAUCUCCCGUAUCGAGUACAUCCACGCCAAGUCGUUCAUUCACCGCGACAUCAAGCCCGACAACUUCCUGAUGGGCAUCGGCAAGCGUGGCAACCAGGUCAACGUUAUCGAUUUCGGUCUUGCCAAGAAGUACCGUGACCCCAAGACCCACUUCCACAUUCCCUACAGAGAGAACAAGAACUUGACCGGAACUGCCCGUUAUGCCUCCAUCAACACUCACCUCGGAGUCGAGCAAUCCCGUCGUGAUGACAUGGAGUCCCUCGGAUACGUCAUGCUGUACUUCUGCCGCGGCUCCCUGCCGUGGCAAGGUCUUAAAGCUGCCACCAAGAAGCAGAAGUAUGACCGUAUCAUGGAGAAGAAGAUGACUACCCCGACCGAGGUCCUCUGCCGUGGCUUCCCCAACGAGUUUGCCAUCUACCUGAACUACACCCGAUCCCUGCGCUUCGACGACAAGCCUGACUACAGCUACCUGCGCAAGAUCUUCCGUGACCUCUUUGUCCGGGAGGGCUUCCAGUAUGACUACGUCUUCGACUGGACCGUGUACAAGUACCAGAAGAAUGCCGCUCAGAUCAAGCGGGACGAGCAGCAGGCCGAGGACAAGGCCGGUGCUGCUUCCGGACAGGCCAACACUGCCGCGGCUACCAAGGCCACUCCUGCCAUCCAGAGCAACCGCGCUCGUAAGAUGAUCGCUGAGAACCCCGACGCCACCCGUGGUGUUGGCACGAGCGACAGGAUGCUGCGCUCGGCUUCCAGAGGCCAAGGCGCUGCUGGUGAGGGUUACGCUUCCGGCUCUUACCAACGACCCACGUGAUUGCAACACACGGCCUCCCGAUUCUCAGAUUGUUUUAUUGUGGAAAAAGAUUGUUCAUCCCUGAGCGACACUGGUAGACGGCACGCCGUGAUGUCACGGGUCCUUCUGCCGGCGUUUCCUCACUCAUGGCAACAAGUCUUCGCUCAGGGAUUGCAUUCACGAACAUCUCCACUCCACAGCCUCCCCACGCCAUCCUGGGGAACCAUUUUUCGUUCCUCGACGUAUUUCGGUUAUCACUCAUGGCUCGGUCAAUUCUUGAAAAGGCGAGUUGGUUUCUGCGGCAUUGGGCCGGUAGAUCCAGUAUACAACGCCCCAUCUUGAAACGGCUGAACGGCACGCCCGGUGCACCAAUUGCUGGGGCACCGGCAUGCGAGGAAGAAGAGUUUCGUUUUUGAGAUAGCAGAAGCCCACCAGCUCCGCCACUCGACGAACCGAACAGAGGCCCAAGUCAACCGGAGGUGGUCGUUGGCACGCCCAUGACCGCUCUGGCUGUGACCAGCCCCGUCGUUGCGACAACAUGACUACCGCCCGUGGUAGCCUGCGUGCCGAAUCUUUUUCAUCGAGAUUGCUCUUGUUUUCUUUGCUUGUCCUGGUUAUUAUUUUCGACUUGACUCGGGGACACACUUCUGGGGAGGUAAUAUUAGGGGACGCGUUUGUUCGUGGGAUCCGAACUCGGGUACGCCAUAAGGGACUCGAACUGGGUAUCAGGUUUAACCGCCGAUCUUCCUCCAAGCCGUCAUUCAAUCGACUAAUGCCACCGUCCAACAACAAUGCAACAUUGCUCUCGGGCAGCUUGCAUGGACUAGUACGCAACUGGCGGUGGCAGCGUGGAGGACAAACCCGUGUUGAGAGCCCCGGUCCGAUCUCUUUCAUUUCACUACCAGCCGCUCCCUAUUGACAUUUGUUCUGCGUUUGACCCCCACUCAUGACCAGACUUCCUACCUCUCACCCACGCGCGAAUCAACCACGCCUGGAUGGCAUAGACGUGAAGGAGAGGUCACCAGGAACGCCUUCAAUACAUAGGACGGGUCUUCAGGAACGGUCAACACGCACCUUUUGAUUUGCUAGUCUACCACCGAAUCUAAAUUGCUUUCAC